Messenger RNA from Dreissena polymorpha, 12666 nucleotides. RefSeq lists its product as uncharacterized. The record is from RefSeq and is a predicted model, not a curated record. Gene Ontology annotation, cellular component: cytoplasm. Bases 341 to 4756 code for a protein of 1471 amino acids. Lineage: Eukaryota; Metazoa; Mollusca; Bivalvia; Myida; Dreissenidae. The transcript is spliced from 4 exons.
CGACUAGUCUGAGACGCUGAACGCGGAGUGAGAUUUUUUCAAGCAAUUAAAUAUGUCCGAUAAAAACGUAGCCUUAUAUUAGCUAAACUGGGCCACACAUGAUCGAAUCUUGCGUUUAAAAAAUAAUUUGCCUUCAUUUUAGUUGAGAACCUGGAUUGUAUAUGAUUCUGCAUUGUGUUUUAAGCAGGAUACAUGUAUUGUCAUAGAAUCGAAAGUGGGAUUUCCAGACGCCAUCUUAGAUAGAGAAACAGCUCGAAGGAAAUUUCAUAUUGGCCUGACGCUCUGAGAGCCCCGUGCUGAAAUGUCAAAGUGAAAAGAUACAUUUCCUGGACCUGCAGAUAUGGCAGGACCCACCUACAACUACGGGGCACCUAGCUCUGUAAACUUGUUUCCAGGUGCCAGUUUGGUCAAUCAUGGUGACUUGUCAAUUACUUGUGCAUGUGCAGAUGCUGCACGGAAUGAAACUCUGGUAAACACCAUUCGAGAUGAACUUCAUAGCUUUGGGAAGGAUCUUCUUACAGAAGUUCAAGUGAGACAACGAAAUGAAGAUAAACAAUCAGGACCCACAAGUUCAAAAAAGGACAAAGAUUGUGAGGGAACAGAAAUUAUUUCAACAUUACUACGAACAAGCAGUAAAGGGAUGGACUAUGAAGAUUUGGAUAGAGAAGUAAAACUUGUUUUGAGUGAACAACAACCUUGUUUUAAAUCUUUUCAAGAAUUCACAAAUUUGUCUUUGUAUGACUUUUUAAUGUACAAAUCUGAUACAUUUGAAUUAAAAAGACUUCCAAAAGGCUGCAGACGUGUAAAAUUGCGUAACAAAGGAAUCGCAAAACAUACUUUGCACAAGGCAGAAAGCGGCAUUCUAACAUCAAAGUGUACCAAUAUGGAUCUUGGAUUUAGAAUGGAUUCUUCAACAAUUAUAAAAGAGAAAUCUGAAGAUAGAAAAGAACAUAAUGAUCAAGGCAUACAGGUGCUGACAAACCCCACCACUUCAGCACAAACUCAUGAAACGCAAAAUGAGCCAAAUGAAAGUAUUGUUACGAACGUCAAAGACGUAACACAAAAUAAACAGGUGCUGACAAACCCCACCACUUCAGCACUAACUAAUGAAACGCAAAAUGAGCAAAAUGAUAGUAUUGUUAUGAACGUUAAAGACGUAACACAAAAAGAACAAAUCAAAAUUGAUAUUCCAGUAUGUGAUGUUAAAAACUCCGAUAAUGAACAUCAGGACAAUGGUGAGCAAAAUAUUCCAGAAGUUGAGGAAUUUUUAAAAGAUGUCAAUAAUUUUUCAAGGGGAAGUUUUGUUUUAAUGGCUGGUGAUAUCCCUUAUACCAUUGAUUUAGACAGUAUCGGUUUGGUACCGUGGGUAGCAGUGUUAGACUUUGAUCCGUUAAGCAAGGAAAAAGGCUUACUGAAUAUUGUUCAGCCGGUUAUUAGUUCAAAUCGUAGCCUUAAAGUUACUCAACUCGGAGAGAUUGUUGAUAAUCUAGCAGAAACAGCUACACGAUGGUUUCUAUUUAGUGACAAGCAGGACAGUAUUUUGUCAAAAUCGCUUAGCGAAGAAACAGUGACUGUAGAUGCCAAUGGCUGGUUUAGAAAACAUAAAGAAUGGAUCAAAGACCCACUGCGCAAGAUUGAAAAGUUUGCAAAUGAUCUUAGAACUAUCACGGUGAUUUUACUUUGGCCUCAAAAUAUUGAACUAGGAAAACGGAUGGUUAGAGUCUUGAAUAGCCUUAAUGAUGAGUUGGGUUCCACACCAAGGUUAAUGCUAUGUAUUCAAAGUGACGCACUCGAAGAAGUACCAGUGUCAUUUGACUAUUUAAAAGAAAUAUUUCAAACAAAUUUAAAGACUUACAAAUUAGAUAUGAGAUAUCUGUGUUCCGCUUUACAAAGAACAUUGAUUGGCACAACUCCAAAAGACUCUUUCAGACUACCAAAUGGAAAAGACACAGAUGAAUGUAACAUUUCUCCAAUGGAUGCAGCAUGGCUUUCAGAAGAUCUUGAUGUUUUAUAUAUGAAUCAGCCAUUUAAAAACGAAACCACCAAAGAUGAUCAGGUGAUUGCACACAUUGAAGAGUUUUAUAAAGGCGGGACAUUAGAAUGUCCAUUUUGGUAUUAUGAGCUGGUUCGUGAAGCUGUUGUGCAAAGAGACAUCCAGAAGGAUAUUGAAGGUAAACUUAAACAACGCCUUAACAAGACAACAAAACCUUCACAUCUGACAUUGUACCAUGCUCCUGGAUCUGGAGGAUCAACGAUGGCACGAUCAAUUUUGUGGAAUUUGCAUUCAGAAUUCAUUUGUGUAAAAAUAAAAUUGAACCCAGCAUUUGCACAGAAAGAGUUCGAGAAACGAAUUGAAUUUUUGCACGCAAAGUCUGACCUGCCAGUCCUGCUGCUUGUAGAUGAAGAAGUAAAGAUGUCUUCUUUGAUCAAACGAUUACCAAACACUGUUAUCUUUUUUGUUCAACGAUUAUUGUAUGAUGAGACGCCAAUUGAUGAUACUGAUAUUGUUUUCUUAGCCGGAAAAAUUACACCAAAAGAAGCACAGUUAUUGUGUUUGAAGCUUGAACCAAAUUGCCGGGAUGAAAAACAGCGGAAACGCCUAAGACAGUUAAGAGAAAAAGUCAAAACAGGACACAAGCGCCUUUUGUAUGAGUUUGGUAUGACUGUGUACCAACAUGAAUUUAAAGGAAUUGUGUCAUUCGUGAAAGGACAUUUGAGACUCGGACAAGACAAUGUACUUUCUCUUCUACCAGAGCAGAUUUGCGUUGGCUUUUUGGCACUUACAGAUUAUUAUGGCCACACAAGCGUACCAUGCCAUUUUUUUGCAGAAUUGUUAGGACAAAGAUGUGAGUGCAUACAAGGCAUGGAAGAUCUUCCAGCAAUUAUAAGAGAACUAGUUGUAGAAGAUGAAACAACAAGAAAAGGCAAUGUUCGCAUUCGUCACUGGUUGGUAUCGAAAGAAAUUCUAGAACAAAUUCUUUCUAGACAGCUUCUAGUGGCUCAUCAUACUGUAAGAAGUAGUGAUCUCAGUAGUCCGGCAUGCCAGCAAUUAAUGACUUUGGCAAGAGAUUUCGUUGUUUAUUCUUCACAACAAAACAACUUGCGAUCAUCUUGUCUACGGUCUAUCUUAGUAAAAACUUUCAUUAUCAGAGAAAAACUUUGCCGCACGGAAAACGGGAAGAGGAAAAAAUCGAUUGUAUCAAGGCUUUUAACAGAUAUACCUGGAGACCCACCCCUUUUCACAGAGCGCUGUAUGAUUUUACAACUACUUGUAGAAAAAUUUGAUCGCAACCCAAGUUUUCACGCUCAUCUGGGUAGAUUUUAUGCAUAUUGUAGAAACGAAUAUGAACAGUCGGAAAUUUGCUUCAGAAAAGCACUGGAGAUAUGUGAUGAGUUGACAAAUUGUACCGAAACCCAGGUUGAUGACAUUAUUCGUUUAGAAAUUAUGCAUAUCUACCAUAUGUAUGCUACAUACCAAUCCAGAAGUUUGAAAAAGGAUCUUAAAACAAUGACGGUCGAACAAGUUAUUGGAUGCGCAUCUGAAGCAUGCAAAUAUUUUGAAAAAAGUAGAAACAUUGCACCAAAGAGUCACAUCUUGGAAACGUUCCAUUAUACGGAUGAGGUUAAGGUGCGACUUUUGGCAUGUGAAGUAGUUCAACAAAUGCAAGUAAACAAUCUAGAUUUUAGAAAAGUAAACAUGGAUAAGGAAGUUAACUUUUUGGCUUAUUGUGUAGAAAUCAUUCCAUUAUUAAUAAGAAAAUGUGCCCAUGGAGAAAUGCUGCAACCAGACGUUGUUAAUAUUCUCACCUCACAAGAACAAAAAUACAAUACAAUUUUCGGCGAUCAUCAAAUUAAUUUGAUUCAGAGGCUAUCACAAUUAGGCUCCAUAAGCAAACGACGGCUUCAAAUACUAUCAAAGUCAAGGAGUACAAUGGGUGCUAACAAACAGGAUAUAAUUGAAAUUGUGCAAUUGUAUGAAGACAACUUUCGGGAAAUGUCAAUACGACGAAACACAAUUUCAUAUGCUGAUAAGGACCAAAUUAACUUUGACUUUUUGGAGUGGUUAAAUGCAAUUCGCAGCGAGGUGUUUGAGUUUACUUUAGAAGAGGUUUUGUUGAAAGUCAAGUUGUGGAAGCAACUCACUGCAUCCAACAUAUCUCGGUUCUAUAUCUUUGUUUGCUACAGCCUUCUCGGGUUUGGAACAGACACUGGUCUUGUAAGAAGUGACUGUAUUGACAAAGCUUUCGUUGAGAGAACAGAAAUACUGAAAAACAUUGACCAAGGUGGUAUGCAUGUAUACAGGUGCGAGUGGCUAGCAGAAACAGGUCACGGAAUAAAGCGGCUGACACCAGAUUUUAGUUUCCCUCCAAGGGAAUUUUUCUCGUUACCUGGUCGAAAUCAUGAAAGAAGUUUAUACGUAUGUACAGGGAAAAUAGCUUCUCCCAAUUCCAACAAAUGGUUUGGGAAAAUACUGCUUAACUUGGAUAUCAAUAAGAAUGUGUCUGCUCGUUUUGUGCCGCAUUUUAAUGACCUUGAAGGAAGAAAAUUUGAAGGGCAAAGUGUAGAAUUCAAUUUAUUGUUCACAAUGAAAAAUGGAUACGAAGCCCACAACGUUAAACUCAUGAGCAGUCAUCAAUGUUUUAAGUGUAGAAGGUCACUAGAAUUUACAAGCAAGCAGGAUGGGGCACAUUGCCCCUGUGGCAACUACGUCGAUAAAAAUGAACUGAAUUGGUCCGGAGGACGAAGGGUUUACUGAUUCGGUAUGACUGCAAAAACCAUAAACACAACACAUAUUUUUCUUUGUGGAAUAAUUAUCAAAUGAUAAAAAAUCAUAAAUGAAAAUGAUAACACAGUGUCAAAGCUCAUAUGUCACAUUUAGAGGACAAUGGUAAAAUGUGGGUGUUCAUCACACAAUUGUCAAAUAACUGACAACCAAUGUUCACCAUGUGGAGACACCGUUUCGUCUACAUAUGGAACACUUAAGAGGUCAAAUUCGGGAAGGAUGCCAUAUCCGCACAUUAACUUGGUAUAAUUGAUCAAACAAUUGUGCAAUAACUCAGAAAAAGACGAGCAUCCGUUUAUACCCGUUUAUACCAAGUAGCUAGGUUCCAUGUUUGGCAUUUUUAAUUCAAUUAUAGAGUUGCAACUAAAUAAAAUUGAUUUAAAUGGUGGAGUCAACAUACAGAUAUAGACUUGUCCCUCUGUGUUCACUUCUUUUUUUCUUAAUUGGAAGCUUAUGUAUGUGAAUUCAUACAUUGUGUACAUUAAUUUAUUCCCCAAAGUUAAAUUGGGAUCAUUGUUCAUUGUGUAAUAAAGAGGUUUGAUUUGUCGCGAGUCGAAUUUUUGAGUGAAAAUCAGAUUGCUGGGUUAGAAUGGCUAGGUUGGCAGUUAAUGUGCAUUUAGCAAAGUCUGUUAGUAUACUUUAAUCAAGAUUAAUGGGAGAUUUCAGUUAGUCUACUUGCGACAGUAUAAAUAAUGAUAUUUUUGAUCAUUGUGACUUCAUUAGUUAUUAGAUUUGAGUGAACAUGUGUUACUGUAUUUUGUUUACGAGAUUUCUUAUUUCCCUAUUUUCUCCUUUUCUUAAAGUGGGCUUAAAACUAGAAUUUGUUUGGUGAUCUGCACAAACAUGUAUAUCCAAAAUAUCAUUUACAUAUAUGCAUUUUUGUUAAGCCAGGACAGAUGUUACAUUAUGUCGAAAUCCAACAAGUUUUUUUUUAAUGUGGGUUGUUUAAGUUCUAACUUUUUGUAAAUCCAUUUGUUUUUCCUGUCUUUAACAUUUUAUGUUUUGCAUUUUCAUUUUUCAAGAUGAGAUGACUCUUUGGUUAAUUUCUGGAUAAUUCAGCAUGUUUUUUUUCAUUUAUCAAAUCGUUUGAAACCUUCAGGUUUGUUUGUUAGUGUAAGUGAUAUGUACAAUAGCUUUCAAACCAAACAUUUCGAUGUUAUUUUAUUUUUUAAGCGUGUAUUGUGGUAUAGAAUAAUAUAAAAAAAGCGUGGGAUUAUCUCCUCCAUCUGUCUGUCCGUCCGUCCUGGCCACUAUCUCCUCCUACACUAUCAGCAUUCGAACCUUGAAACUUACACACAUGGUAGCUAUGAGCAUAUGUGCGACCGUGCACUAUUUGGAAUUUUAAUCCUAACCCUGGAUCAAAAGUUAUGGGGGUUGGGGUGGGGCCGGGUCAGAGAUUUUCACUCAUUUUUUAUGUUAUUUUACAUAAACUUCUUUAUUUCUACACCGAUUUACUUCAAAGUGAUACUGACCAUCUCUUAUGACAAUACGGUCAAUCUCAACUUUGCAUGGCCCCAUUACUAACCCUGGGGCGGCCCUGGGUAAAACAUGCGCCGUGGGGAUACGCGUCGGCCUCUGCCGCGCCAUUUCUAGUUAUUAUCGUUUUCUUUUUGUUUAUUUUUUAAUUCAACCGGACUGGUAUGCUUUUGACAAUUGUAUUGUAUUAUAUUAUGUCUUCAUUAUAUAUUUCAUAAAGAUUAAUCAUAUCUUUAAAAGUAAAACUAUAAACGUUUAAAAAGUUAGACAGGUUUCCUUAGUUCCAUGAAAUGUUUAAAUAAUGUAUUGCACAAGUCUCACGUUAUCGCAAAUGUCCCUUCCUUUGAUGAAUCUACUUUUAUUUGUACAGAUAAUAUGAUUUAAGAGAGGUUUUAUGCGAUGCGAUUUGCAAUAGUUUUACAGCUAUUUUGUAACCAUAGUUUUAAAGGCCUCCAGGGUGACAUAUCAGGUCCUAGGGAGUAAUUAUGCUUUGUUUUAUGCAAUCCUCUUAGGCUAUUAAUGUAUGUUAUAAAAUGAGCUAACAGCAUAUUGCUUAAUAUCUGUCUAAAAUAUUUUAUUUAAAAAAGGCAAAGAAGCCUUCUGGGGUGGUAUUCCAGAAUCAUCUUAAGUCAUUUCUGAAAUAAUGUCACUUAAAUUCAAAAUUACUUUGUUUUGUAUUUCUUUACUAAAUAAGGAAACACGUGUUUUUUGGUAUUCAUAAAAUAACAUUGGCAUUAUGAUGUUAUUUAAAUGUAUAUCUUGAUGCCAAUAUAUUGCAAUAUGAAAUGAAACACUUAAGAAAAUUUCCCAAUUAAAUGAUAAGAAUAUAAUUUAGCUUAUGAUGCUUCUGGAAUACGACCCCUGAUCAUGGAUGUUUAUGCCCCCCACCACAUAUUGUUUUUGCCUUGUCUAUUGGUCUGUUGGUCUGUUUGUUUGCCCCAACUUUAACAUUUUGCCAUAACAUUUGCAAUAUCGAAGAUAGCAACUUCAUAUGUGGCAUGCAUGUGAAUCUCAUGGAGCUGCACAUUUUGAGUGGUGAAAGGUCAAGGUCAUCAUUCAAGGUAAAAAAAAAUCAAAGCGGCGCAGAAGGGGACAUAGUGUUUCUGACAAACACAUUUCUUGUUUUAAUUGUUUAUUUCUGGCAAUGCCUUAUCGCAUUUAUACUUUUUAAGAUACUUUUGUUCAUUUUGAGUUUGUUUUGAUCUUAUAUUAUGACUUAUCAUGGUAUAGAAUCAUUCAGAAUUGUUUAUAUUAAUAUUGUUUCUUUGCAAAAAAAAUCUGUCAAAGUUUGCAGUAUGAUUUGUAUAAAUUAUGUAUAUUUCGUUUAUUUGUUAUCACUGUGGCUUUAUUCGUUACUAGAUUUUAGUGUAAAUUUGUUGCUGUAUUUUGUUUUAAGAGUUUUCUUAGUAUUUGUUUGGUGAUAUACACAUAUGUCCAAAACAUCAUUUCAAUUCAAAAUUUCAAUUUAAAUACACAUAAAGUGAUUACUUGUUUCACAAACUUUUUUCAAUAUUUAAGAUAAGAUGGCACUUUGGUUAAUACCUUGUGCGUUAGUCUGAGUGAUGUAUGCAAUAGCUUUCAAACAUUUGUGUGUUUCUUUUAUUUUGUUAGCCGUGUAUUGUGGUAUGGAAUAAUUAUUAUCAUUUUCUUUUAGUUUAUUUUUCCAUUCAAUCAGACUGGUAUUGCUUUUGAUAAUUUUAUUGUAUUACCGGUAUAUGAUUUCUGAAUUAUCAAUUACAUACAGAUUAAUUAUAUAUUUAAAACUAUAAACUUUAAAAAAAUGAUACUGGUUUAAUUAUUUUCAUCAUUUUUUAAAAUAAUUUAUUGCAAAAGUCUUUAAUUUUUGAAAAUGUACCUUCCUUUGAUGAAUCUGCCUUGAUUUUUACGGAUAAUAUUAUCUAAGAAAGGUUUCCAAUGGGUUUAAAAGAUAUUUUUUAAUCAACAUUUAAAAGUGAAAAACUGGCCUCCAUGGUAUCUUUUCCGGUCCAUUGGAGUUAUUAUGCUUUGUUUUUGCGAUUCAGUUUGGUUAUUGAUGCCUAAUAUUAUACAAGAGCUACCAACAUUAUGCUUAAUAUCUGUAUAUGUUUUAUCAAUAAAUUGAGAGAUGCAUCUGAAAAUUGACUUAUUAACAUUGUGUAUGUCUAGCAAUACCUUAGCGAAUUUAUACCAUUUAUAUAUUUUUGUUCUUUUUGCGUUUAUUAUGGACUUAUAUUAUUGCAUAUGUUAGUAUAGAAUCGUUCAUAAUUGUUAAGAGCAAUAAUAUUUUCCUUUUUGAAAGAUUUUUUAUGAAAGUUUGCAGUAUGAUUUUAUAUGUCUGUUUAAUCUUGUAAUACUGUAUUAUUAUUAUUUUCAGUUGUUGUAACAUUUUAGCUUCUGCUUGCCUUUUUUAGAUUUGCAUAAUACUUGGUGUUCUUUUAAGAACCUACAACCUAUUGUCUUUUUAUAGCUUGUAGCAGUAUUCCUUUCAUAAUAUUUUCAAUUUUUCAUUUAGAGUAUUUGAUUCACUUUUUGAUUCACACAGUUGAAUGCAAUUUUCUAAAUCAUUACUGUUUACUAGCCAUUGUCGUUCUAAUUCAAGUCAAUGAAAUGUACUUUGUAAACUUUUUUAGCUCAACUAUUAUAUAUGAAAUAUAUAUAGCGGAGCUAUCCUACUCACCCCGGCGUCGGCGUUCCCGUUAGCGUUAGCGUGCACAUGUUAAAGUUUGCGUACUACCCCAAAUAUUUCCUAUGUCUCUUGACACAUUGCUUUCAUAUUUUGCAUACUUGUUUACCAACAUGACCCCAACCUAUAAACAAGAGCAGACAACUGUAUCAAGCAUUUUGCAAGAAUUAUGGCCCUUUUUUCACAUAGAAUAUGCAUAUUAUUGAUAAAUCUAUGUUAAAGUUUGCGUACCAUCUCAAAUAUUUUCUAUGUCCUUUAACAUAUUGCUUUCAUAUUUUGCAUACUUCUUUAGCAACAUGACCUCAAUCUUUAAACAAGAGCAGACAACUGUAUCAAGCAUUUUGACAGAACUAUGGCCCCUUGUAUACUUAGAUAAUUGAACAUUUGGUUAAGUUUUGUGUUUUGGUCCAUUUGACUCCUAAAGUAUCAUAGCUAUUGCUUUUUAGACUUGGGAAACUCGCUAACUAUCGGAAGGGGACUGUACAGGGCAAGUUGCAUAACUCUGGUUGGCUUUUUAACGGAAUUAUGGCCCUUUUUUGUCUUUGUAACUUUGAAUAUUUUGUUAAAUUUUGUGUUUAGAUCCACUUUACUUCUAAAGUAUCAAGGCUAUUGCUUUCAAACUUCAAAUACUUUCAUAAUGCUACUGUACCUGGCAAGUUGAGUUUGAUCUUGACCUUUGAAUGACCUUGACUCUCAAGGUCAAAUUAAUAAAUUUUGCGUAAAUCGCCAUAACUUCUUUAUUUAUGAUCACAUUUGAUUCAUACUUUGACAAAACAACACUUACCUGACAUACCACAAUGGACUCCACCCAAACCAUCCCACACGCUCCACCCCAGAAUCCCCCCUCCCAAAAAAAAACAAUUCUUUUUUUCCUUUUUUUUGAAAGAUAAUCUAUUAAAUGACCACACACCCACAUUAUACCCCCCUCUCCAAGAUGGCUUACGUUAUACUGUCAAGCACUGGAAUAGUCGAGCGCGCUGUCCUCUGACAGCUCUUGUUAUGUGGAUCUUUUAAACGCAAUUUAUCAUAGAUAAUUUUGUUAUAUCAUUUUGUAUAGUUUUCGUUACAUUUUUUUAUUUAUAUCUUAUGAACCGUUCCAUUAUCUAAAUUAUGGUUUAAAACGAUGUUAAAAUCCCCUCCAAAAAUAGUGAAUGAUCAUUAAACAUGUGUGUAUGCCUACCAAAUGUAUUACAAAAUCAGUAUUAUCUGUGUAAGGACUAUAACUAUUAAACUUACCGGUAAUUAGUUUUUCUUAUAUUUCUAUUUUCAAUUUUUGAUGCUUACACAAACUAAUUUUCUGAUAUUAUACCAUAUUUUUAUUAAACUCUGAAUAUUUCUUUAUAAAAAUACCAACACCUAGAGAGAAAGAACAAGUGCUGCUUAAGAAAAGGUUUCCUCUCCAUUGCCUAUCCCACGUCAUGUUAUCUACAUCUGCGUGAGAGUGUUCUUCCUGAAUAAAGCUCAUAUUGAAUUUGUUUUUCUUACGCCGUUGAAACAUAAUAGUAUGAUUUGUUCAUGACACUAAUCUCGUUGUCUCUAUCUUGUUUGCCUAUGUGUUUUUCUGUCACAAGGACCAAUGAUUGAUGUCAAUGUUGGCUUUGGAUAGGUUCAGGUCACUGUAAGCGUUUUAUGUUUGUUUAACCUAUUUAAUGGUAUGCUUCAGUUUUCUCUUUCCUUCGAAAUGUAUGUUUUUGUCUGCUGUAAUGUUCUGAUUUACUUAUCUGAAGAUCUUAUAUUAGCAGAUUCUUGACAUUUCAUUUAUUACGGCGCUCACCAUCGACCUUUUGUAAGUGUAACUACUUAAAUUGUGUGCUUGUCUUGGCGUUUUCGGCAUCCUUUUCAAAGAGCACUCGUUGGACGACUGUAUUAAGUUAUUCUUUUCUCAGCUCGAUAAAAACUUUCAUGUACAAGCGCCUUCAGCUUUUUACAAUCCGUCAUUAACGCAUUUUUAAGUUUUUCGUUGAUGCUUUUCAAUAGUGUGACUAUAUUGUAUGUCACUUUGCCUGACCCUGGGCUUGCCUCACUCUGAAAAUUUGAUUCUUUUUCUUUUGCACUACAUUGUUCACAAAUGAUUUUCAGCAUGAAAUAUCCCUGCUCCAUUUAUCUCCGGCCUUCAUCAUCAUGCCCUUUGUAUCUUGUUUCAUUUGUGCAUAGCUGUUUAUUAUCCCCCGCCAUAGGCGGAGAGAUAUUGUUUUGGUGUUGUUCGUCCGUCCGUCCUUCCGAUUUCCGUACGUCCGUCCGGAACUUAUGUGUCCGAAGUCAUACCUUAGAAGUGCUUUGGCGGAUUCCAUUGAAACUUGGUAGGAGUAUAUAUAUAUGGAUAAGAGGAUGAUGCACGCCAUAUUGCAUUGUACACCAUCUGUUAAUAACGGAGUUACGGCCCUUUGUAUCUUAAAAAAAUGCUUUUUUAGUGUCAAAUAUAACUUUUUUUUGUGUCCAGAAGCAUGUUGGCGGGGGAUAUAAAUUCAAUGAAUUUGCUUGUUAGAAAUGUUCUGCAUGUUGUAGAUUUCCUCUUUAUUAAGAAUGUAUACGUUCUUUUAUGGUUUAUCAAUCUUAUACUACUAUGCAGUCCGACCAACACCUGUGACACUAUUUUGUUUUAAUUUGUAGUUGAACAAAUAAAUCGUGUGAUAAAUACACAGUACGUCCCGUGAAUUAAUCGUAUAUGAGGUGCACAAUGGAGUCACCUAUUCCUUAUGGUUACUGCAUUCCAUCUUGCUUUUGAUGUUUUUUCAUCAAUACAACUUCACGAUUAUAGAGGAAAUGUAAGUUAAAUGUUUACUAGUUGGUUAUGUCCAUAUGUCAAAUAUGGUCUGUCUCAUAUUAUAUACUUUUACAAAUUGAUCAGUUGCUCGCUCGAUUUGGGCCCGAGCGGAAGAAGCAGAGCGAAAAAAGAUCAUAUAUACAUUAAAAAUUUCUGCCAAACCAUUUGCCGUUUUAAACUGAAACCAUUUGGUGACAUUUCAUAGUAAGAACUAGUGGCCGCUAAGAGAUAAAAAUCUACCAAAAUAUUUACAACAUAAAAAGUAAGGGAAAAUGACAUCUUUGUUGACAUGACCAAACAGCUAAAUGCUUCAUUAUAGAAUAGCUGUAUGGUGCACAAAUAGUGGCUGCAUAGGAGGCAAAGUAUUUUUUUUUAAUUUCACUUACCUUUUUUAAUUGAAGCAGAAAAUCAGACGAACAUCUGAUCAAUUUGUUGUUGCCUUAUUUAUAAUGAUAAAAUGUAUUUUGUUAAUUUGUCAAUGCAUGAAUAAAAUAUUGAACAAUACAAAAAUAUCUUGCAUUCCAUUAAAUCCAUUUAAUUAACAGACAGACAAACAUACAUUUUAUUCAGACUUAUACAACAGUAUAUGGUCUUCAUACUUAAAUUUACUUGAGGCAUGCGCUAUUUUCAAGCAAAGAUUUGGAGUGUUAGACAAAUAUCGUUUCACAUGAGUUAUACAUUUUAUAUGUUUCUGUUUACACAUAAUGCAGUUAUACAAAAGUUAUACAUUUUAUAAAGUUCUGUUUACACGAAAUGCAGUUAUACAAAAGUUAUUUAAGUAUUAGAAAAUCAUGAAUUUGUGUUGUAGUAUUGGAAUGAAAUUUCACAGCAUUGCACAUUUCAUAGUUCAGAUAUAUUUUUAGAUGACAUUCACAAUUAUGGUUUUAUUAAAAGUCUUCUGUAUAAAUGUUGUUUCAUGUUUAUUUCUGUGUUGUAUGCUUUACAAUUCUUAAUUGGUAUCUUAUAUACAUGUACCAUAUA